This is a messenger RNA of Hippocampus zosterae (dwarf seahorse), 3305 nucleotides long. It is a transcript of the gene nefma, whose product is annotated as neurofilament medium chain a. Gene Ontology annotation, biological process: neurofilament bundle assembly. The coding region runs from base 176 to 3046 and encodes 956 amino acids. Gene Ontology annotation, molecular function: structural constituent of cytoskeleton. The transcript is spliced from 3 exons. The record is from RefSeq and is a predicted model, not a curated record. Gene Ontology annotation, cellular component: intermediate filament; axon; postsynaptic intermediate filament cytoskeleton. NCBI's taxonomy places the organism in Eukaryota, Metazoa, Chordata, Actinopteri, Syngnathiformes, Syngnathidae.
AUAAGGUGCACACAGGGAAGGUUGCAGUCGCUGUGGGAGCUAUCCACCCAUCACACCCGCACCCCCACGCAUACAUACACUCCCCGUCGCCACCCCCCGCCCCCUCACAGCCACAUACUGUAGAGCACAGCCACAGAGCCAGUUUUCUCUAAUUAGUUCCCGCACGCUUGGCCGGAUGGAUGCCAUAGGGAGCCCAUUUCGGAGAGUUACGGACAGCAGGGCGAGCAGUUACAGCUACAGCCGCUCCGUAGGCGGCCCCUCCGCCGGCGGAUACCGCUCCCAGACGUGGUCGCGGAGCGGCCCGGCUUCAGGCGUGAGCGCGUCGUACAAGAGGGGCGCCAAUAAGCCCCACUCGGACAUCUUCAAGCUGAGCCAAAGUUCCCUCCUGAGCGCGGAGUCCUCCCGGCGCUCCAACGAGAAGGAGCAACUCCAAGGGCUCAACGACCGCUUCGCCGUGUACAUCGAUAAGGUGCACUACCUGGAGCAGCAGAACAAGCAGAUCGAGGACGAGAUCCAAGCCCUGAGGCACCAGCAGGUGUCCCGCUCGCAACUGGGUGACCUGUUCGACCAGGAGCUGCAGGAGCUGCGCGCCACAUUGGAGCAGAUCCACCGCGACAAGGCGCAGAUCCAGCUCGACAGCGACCACCUGGAGGACGACAUCCAGAGGAUCAGGGAGCGCCUGGAUGAGGAAGCCCGCAUCCGGGAGGACACCGAGGCCAUCAUCCGCGUUCUGAAGAAAGAGGCCGGAGACUCGGACAUGCUCAAAUCCGAGCUGGAAAAGAAAGUGCAGUCGCUGCAGGACGAGAUGGCUUUCAUCCGCAACAACCACGACGAGGAAGUGAGCGAGCUUCUGGGCCACAUCCAGGCGGCACAGGUGACCGUGGAGAGGAGGGACCCGCAGCGGGCCGACAUCACGGAGGCUCUGCGCGAGAUCCGCAGCGAGCUUGAGGGCCACUCGGACAAGAACCUGGAGCAGGUGGAGAGCUGGUUCAUGUGCCACUACGCCAAGUUGAACGAGGCGUCCGAGCAAAACAAAGACGCCAUCAAGAAUGCUCGCGACGAGAUCAGCGAUUACCGGCGCCAGCUGCAGUCCAAGACCGUGGAGUUUGAGUCGGUACGCGGCACCAGAGAAUCCCUGGAGAGGCAGCUGGGCGACAUCGAGGACCGCCACAACAGCGACCUUGCAAGCCUGCAGGAGACCAUCCACCAGCUAGACAAUGAGCUCAAGAGCACCAAAUGGGAGAUGGCACGUCACUUACGCGAGUACCAGGAUCUGCUCAAUGUCAAGAUGGCCCUGGACAUUGAGAUCGCUGCAUACAGGAAACUCCUUGAGGGCGAGGAGACCCACUUCAGCACCUUCACCCAUCGGCCAGCCGUUUCAUCCGCCAGAAUCUCAUUUACCAAAUCAGAACCUCCCAGGAUGAAGGUGCAACACAAGUUUGUGGAGGAGAUCAUCGAGGAGACCAGGGUGGAGGAUGACAAGGCCGACAUGGAGGACGCCCUGGAUCAAAUAGCCCAGAAGCUCUCGGCCACACUCGAAGGCAGCGGAGGCGAGGAGGACGAAGAGGAAGGUGAAGAGGACGGCGAGGUGGAGGAAGAGGAAGUCGUAGCUGCAACUGGUGCGAAAGUGAGUUUGAAGGCGCCGGCGAAAGAAGAAGAGGGGGAUGAUGAAGAGGAUGGGGAGGAGGAAGAAGAGGCAGGGGAAGGUGAUGAGGAGCAAAAUGAAGAAGAGGAGGAUGAGGACGAUAAAGAAGAGGAGGAGGCGGGCGAUGAGGAGGACGGAGUAGAGGAAACUGUCCUGUGCUCCAAAUCUCAAGAGUCCAAGACCAUUCCUGGGAAAGUGAAGGCCGGAGAGGAGGAAGAGGCCAGUGAAGAGGAAGCUGAUGCCGGCGAGGACGAAGACAGAGCAUCCAAAGAUGGAGACGACGAGGAAGAAAAGGCAGAUGCAGACCAGGGGAAGAAAGAAAAUGAGAAGGACGCUGUUGAAGACAUUGUGACAGAAACAAUUGUAGCCAAAGUCCACGUUCAGAAAACAGUAGCUGCAAAACCUGAAGAACUGACAAAACCAGAUUCUCUUAAACGAGAAUCUCCAAAAGCUGGUUCCCCAAAGUCUGAAUCCCCAAAAGCUGGUUCCCCAAAGUCUGAAUCCCCAAAAGCUGGUUCCCCAAAGUCUGAAUCCCCACAAUCUGAAUCAUUAAAAGCUGCUUCCCCAAAAUCUGAAUCCCCAAAAGCUCCUUCCCCUAAGACAGAAUCUCCAAAAGCUGGUUCCCCCAAGACAGAAUCCCCAAAGCCAGAAUCACCUAACGCUGAGUCCCCUAAAUCAGAAUCUCCCAAGCCUGGAUCCCCCAAAGAAACCUCUCCAAAAACUACUCCCCCAAAAGCAGAGUCCCCAAAACCGGAAGCCACCAAGCCUGCAUCCCCGACAAAAGACUCACCGAAGGUUGGCUCCCCAAAAGAGGAGUCCCCUAAAUCUGAAUUCCCGAAAUCUGUUUCCCCCAAAGAAGGCUCACCGAAGGCUGGCUCCCCAAAAGAGGAGUCCCCUAAAUCAGAAUCUCCCAAGCCCGGAUCCCCCAAGGAAGACUCACCAAAGGCCGGCUCCCCAAACGCAGAGUCCCCUAAAUCUGAAUCAGCAAAACCGGACUCGCCAAAGACUGAAUUGACCCAACCUGAUACCUCCAAACCUGCCGAAGACAUAAAGAGUGCCACCACAGACGACAAGAAGACGAAAGACGCCGCCAUGAAUGGUGACCUGGACGAGAGCAGCCCGAAGGAAGAGGAGGAAAAGCGAGGCGAGGGGACCGACGUGAUCAUCAACGGUGUGGAUGAGAGCCCCGCCAAGGACGACGGCAGCCAGAAGGUGGUGAUCACCAAAACGGUAGAGACCAUCACCACGGGGGGCGACGGCUUGCAGCAGGUCACUAAGUCCGUCACGGUUACCGAGACGGUGAAGGAAGUUGAGGACGUGCUGCAGGAGAAGUUCGUCUCCACCAUCAAGACGGAGAAGCACUCCAGCCAGUCCAUCAAGCAGGUGACGGAAGGCGAUUGAGGAGGCGGGACUCAAUGUGGACGGACGGCGGCGGUCGGCGUGACGAACAAGCAAUCAAGCAGAACUAACAUAAGAGAACACCAUACAGCUAGAGCGACUUAAUAAAACAUACACAAGCCUUAGAGAGAAGCUAAACGCUACAAAUGUUAGAAGUGCAUGUUUGCAGACGCAGCGAGGGUGGGGGGGGGGGGGGGGCGAGCCAUAUUUCUCUUUUUCCAUUCCUGCCGCAGCUCAACUGAUGGGAUUGCGGUUUUCGGGG